This is a messenger RNA of Camelina sativa (false flax), 675 nucleotides long. RefSeq names its product upstream activation factor subunit UAF30-like. Lineage: Eukaryota; Viridiplantae; Streptophyta; Magnoliopsida; Brassicales; Brassicaceae. The record is from RefSeq and is a predicted model, not a curated record.
CAAGAGUUUUUAUUUCCUCAUUAUUGUCAGUUCUUACUUCUUAGGGUUUUAGCUUUCUCUCUUGUCUCUUCUCAGAAAAAAAAAUGGCGGCAAUUUCUAGGGUUUUUGGAGGGUUCAGGACACUGAUGGCGAAGGCGGCGACUGCUGAGGCCGUUACUGUCGCUGGAGCUGCUGGUAAAGAAGGAAAAGGGGUGUUCAAGGUGUUCACAGUCUCGCAGCCGUUGGCUAGUUUCGCCGGAGAAAGCCAACUCACUCGUGGUACCGCCGUGAAGAAGGUUUGGGAGUAUGUUAAGCUUCACAAUCUCCAGAAUCCGGCGAACAAGAGGGAGAUACACUGCGAUGCUAAGUUGAAGACGAUUUUCGAUGGAAAAGACAAAGUUGGAAUCACAGAGGUCAUGAAGCUCCUGUCACCACAUUUUCCCAAAUCUGUUUGAUUUGGUGAGGUUUAUCUAACGUAGUUAUCCUAUCUGAAAAAAAUGGUUUGGCUUUUUGUGGUUCAAUUCGGGUUGUAUAUGAAAAACUCUCUAGACCCGUUUGAGCUUUUGGUAUGUUAACAAACCAAGAAACAAAACUCUCUUUUGAUCCCUAUAUUCUGGAGAAUACUAUGAUGUAGUUUGACAAGUUUAUCGUAAUGUCGUAUUUUGUGAAACGUUUAUCUCUUAAUCUUGGUUUUGA